Molecule: messenger RNA, 2277 nt
Organism: Mandrillus leucophaeus (drill)
Lineage: Eukaryota; Metazoa; Chordata; Mammalia; Primates; Cercopithecidae
Gene: PDPK1
Product: 3-phosphoinositide dependent protein kinase 1
Biological process (GO): intracellular signal transduction; peptidyl-serine phosphorylation
Molecular function (GO): protein serine/threonine kinase activity; ATP binding
Source: RefSeq, a predicted model, not a curated record
UAGCAGAGAAAAAUGGCAUUUUAUUGAUUUUAAACAAUAGCAUUUAAAGUUAUACCUAUAAGUGGCACACAGAAGAUAUAUGCAGAGUUUAAAGAAUGAAAAUUAAACUCACAUGUGCCCACUACCCUACUUGAAAAACAGGAUUUACCAGAAGGCUCGAGUGGCCCUUCAGAUUGUAGUUUCUGGCCCCUCCCGUUCAGAGGUAACUCGCAUCCUGGGGUUCAUGUUGAUCAGUGGUGUUUAAAGUAUACCUGUAGGAAGUUCCAAAGUGCGGAAAGUGAACAAAACUUCCUUGCAGAGAAAUCUUGUACUUUCCUGUUUCAUCAUAUAUUUGUGUGACAAAUAUACAAAGACAGUGUUGAAGAUGUGGGUUAGUGAAAUUGAGACCUGGUGCUUCCUGAGGCUGGCAGCCCAGUUGAGCCUGAGGACUAGACUUCAGACAGUUAGCAGUUCCCGCCUCGUUGCCUUCUGUGUGCCCUGGUAUGACGCCGUGCCCAUGCAGUCCAGCAUGGUGUUAUGUUCCUGCCCGUCCCCAUCAAUGGUGAGGACCCAGACUGAGUCCAGCACAGCCCCUGACAUUCCUGAUGGCAACAGGCAGGGCCCCGCCGUGGACAGCACCGCAUCUGAGCGGCCUGAGGACUUCAAGUUUGGGAAAAUUCUUGGGGAAGGCUCUUUUUCCACGGUUGUCCUGGCUCGAGAACUGGCAACCUCCAGAGAAUAUGCGAUUAAAAUUCUGGAGAAGCGACAUAUCAUAAAAGAGAACAAAGUCCCGUAUGUAACCAGAGAGCGGGAUGUCAUGUCGCGCCUGGAUCACCCCUUCUUUGUUAAGCUUUACUUCACGUUUCAGGACGACGAGAAGCUGUAUUUCGGCCUUAGUUAUGCCAAAAAUGGAGAACUACUUAAAUAUAUUCGCAAAAUCGGUUCAUUUGAUGAGACCUGUACUCGAUUUUACACGGCUGAGAUUGUGUCUGCUUUAGAGUACUUGCACGGCAAGGGCAUCAUUCACAGGGACCUUAAACCGGAAAACAUUUUGUUAAAUGAAGAUAUGCACAUCCAGAUCACAGAUUUUGGAACAGCAAAGGUCUUAUCCCCAGAGAGCAAACAAGCCAGGGCCAACUCAUUCGUGGGAACAGCGCAGUACGUUUCUCCAGAGCUGCUCACGGAGAAGUCCGCCUGUAAGAGUUCAGACCUUUGGGCUCUUGGAUGCAUAAUAUACCAGCUUGUGGCAGGACUCCCACCAUUCCGAGCUGGAAAUGAGUAUCUUAUAUUUCAGAAGAUCAUUAAGUUGGAAUAUGACUUUCCAGAAAAAUUCUUCCCUAAGGCAAGAGACCUCGUGGAGAAACUUUUGGUUUUAGAUGCCACAAAGCGGUUAGGCUGUGAGGAAAUGGAAGGGUACGGACCUCUUAAAGCACACCCAUUCUUCGAGUCUGUCACGUGGGAGAACCUGCACCAGCAGACGCCUCCGAAGCUCACCGCUUACCUGCCGGCCAUGUCGGAAGACGACGAGGACUGCUAUGGCAAUUAUGACAAUCUCCUGAGCCAGUUUGGCUGCAUGCAGUUGUCCUUGUCCUCCUCCUCACACUCCUUGUCAGCCUCGGACGUGGGCCUGCCCCAGAGGUCAGGCAGCAACAUAGAGCAGUACAUCCAUGAUUUGGACUCGAACUCCUUUGAACUGGACUUACAGUUUUCCGAAGAUGAGAAGAGGUUGUUACUGGAGAAGCAGGCUGGCGGAAACCCUUGGCACCAGUUUGUAGAAAAUAAUUUAAUACUAAAGAUGGGCCCGGUGGAUAAGCGGAAGGGUUUAUUCGCACGACGACGACAGUUGUUGCUCACAGAAGGACCACAUUUAUAUUACGUGGAUCCUGUCAACAAAGUCCUGAAAGGUGAAAUUCCUUGGUCACAAGAACUUCGACCAGAGGCCAAGAAUUUUAAAACGUUCUUUGUGCACACGCCUAACAGGACGUAUUAUCUGAUGGACCCCAGCGGGAACGCACACAAGUGGUGCAGGAAGAUCCAGGAGGUUUGGAGGCAGCGAUACCAGAGCCACCCAGAUGCCGCUGUGCAGUGACGUGGCCUGCGGCCGGGCUGCCUUCGCUGCCAGGACACCUGCCCCAGCGCGGCUUGGCCGCCAUCCGGGACGCUUCCAGACCACCUGCCAGCCAUCACAAGGGGAACGCAGAGUCGGAAACCUUGUAGCAUUUUUAUUUAAAAGAAAAGAAGAAAAAACACACCCAACCACACAAAGAACAAAACCAGUAACAAACACAAAGGAAUUCA